AUGUCGACAACCACCGGCACCAAGUCGCUGACCAUCGGUCUCAUCCCGGCCGACGGAAUUGGACGCGAGGUGAUCCCUGCAGCGCGCCAGCUCGAGUUUGUAGACCUGGAUGCCGGGUUUGAGUACUUCCAGAAGCACGGCGUUGCGCUGCCUGAGGAGACGCUCGCUGCACUGAAGGACAAGUGUGACGGAGCGCUAUUUGGUGCUGUAAGCUCGCCAUCGCACAAGGUGGCUGGAUACUCGUCGCCGAUUGUUGGUCUGCGCAAGAAGAUGGACCUGUACGCCAAUGUGCGCCCGGUUAUCUCUGGUGCUGCAGCGACUGCAUCGGGUGAGAAGCGCGCUAUCGACAUGCUGAUUAUCCGCGAGAACACCGAGUGCCUGUAUAUCAAGGAGGAGGAGCAGGGAUCGGACGCUCAGGGCAAGUUUGCUGUUGCGAAGAGGCGGAUUUCAGAGUUUGCGUCGCGGCGGGCCGGGGAGAUGGCUUUUUCGAUGGCGCUGCAGCGCGAUGCGAUGCGGCAGCAGAUUCCACUGGCGGAGCGCACGUGGAAGAGCCGCCCCAAGGUCACGAUCGUGCACAAGUCGAAUGUGCUGAGCAUCACCGACGGUCUGUGGCGCGAGACGGUCCGUAGCGUGUACAACGGCAACCCCCAGUACAAGAGCAAUGUGGAUGUGGAGGAGCAGCUGGUUGACUCAAUGGUCUACCGCAUGUUCCGCGAGCCCGAGGCUUUUGAUGUUGUGGUUGCACCCAACAUCCUGGGCUUGGUUCCCAGUGCCAAUGUCGGCGACAACUUUGUUGUUGGCGAGCCUGUGCACGGCUCGGCGCCCGACAUUGCUGGCAAGAACAUCGCGAAUCCGAUUGCUGCCAUCCGCAGUGCUGCCAUGCUGCUGGAGCGCACGGGCUACGGCUCGGCCGCGCUGGCCAUCUACCGCGCUGUUGACAAGGUACUGGAGGCCGACCAAAUCAAGACGCCCGAUCUCGGCGGAAAGUCAACCACUAGCGAGGUCACUGAUGCCAUCUGCAAGCUGCUUUAG
Messenger RNA from Linderina pennispora, 1032 nucleotides. RefSeq names its product putative isocitrate dehydrogenase. Bases 1 to 1032 code for a protein of 343 amino acids. The transcript has 3 exons. Gene Ontology annotation, cellular component: mitochondrion. Gene Ontology annotation, molecular function: isocitrate dehydrogenase (NAD+) activity. NCBI's taxonomy places the organism in Eukaryota, Fungi, Kickxellomycota, Kickxellomycetes, Kickxellales, Kickxellaceae. The record is from RefSeq and is a predicted model, not a curated record. Gene Ontology annotation, biological process: tricarboxylic acid cycle; isocitrate metabolic process.